AGCAGCGCAUGCGCCAUUCCGCAGCCCGCGGUAGGGCCGGGCCAGUGCCGCCGGUGUCAUGGCUGCCACGUUCUUCGGAGAAGUGGUGAAAGCGCCGUGCCGGGCGGGCGCGGAGGACGACGAGGAGGAGGAGGAGGAGAGGAGGCGGGAGACGCCCGAGGAUCGGGAGGUGCGGCGGCAGCUGGCGCGGAAGAGCCUGGCGACUUUCCACCUGGGUUCCCAGUCUGCUCCGUGGACUCGGGACACUAACUUGCGAUCCUCCUGCCUCAGCCUCCCACAGUGCCGGGACUACAGCGGGACGGUUCCCUCAGAACGCUUUUUAUCCUCCACCCCAUCUGGCAGGGAGGUGCGACUUCUUCGAAGACAGACAAAAGCAUCUCUGGAAGUUGCUCUGCUGGAAAAAUAUUCCUGCUCACGGUUUAUUAUUGCUGUAGGAAAUAAUGCAGUAGCAUUUUUGUCGUCCUUUGUUAUGAAUUCGGGAGUGUGGGAGGAAGUUGGUUGUGCUAAGCUCUGGAAUGAGUGGUGUAGAACAACGGACGCCGUGCACAUGUCCCCCACAGAGGCUCACUGUGUGUUCUAUCACCUCAAAUCAAACCCUUCGGUUUUCCUCUGUCAGUGCAGCUGUUACGUUGCUGAAGAUCAACAGUAUCAGUGGCUGGAAAAGGUUUUCGGCUCCUGUCCAAAGAAGAACAUGCAGGUAACUGUUCUCACGUGUCGACAUGUCACUGACUAUAAAACCUCCGAAUCUACUGGCAGCCUGCCUUCUCCUUUUCUGAAAGCCCUGAAAACACAGAACUUCAAAGACCCUGUGUGUUGCUCCUUGCUGGAACAGCCAAAUAUUGUGCACGACCUUCCUGCUGCAGUGCUGAGUUACUGUCAGGUGUGGCAGCUCCCUGCGGUCCUGUACCUGUGCUACACCGACGUGAUGAAGCUGGACCUGCUGACGGCGGAGGCCUUCAAGCCCGUGCUCUCUUCCAGAGGUCUGAAAGGGCUGGCUAAGAACGUUCCCCAGAGCACAGAGAUUCUGAGGAAGCUGAUGACAGCAAAUGAGGUUCAGAGUAACAUUUAUACGUGAGCUGGAGGGCUGUCCUCUGACGUCUGCCAGCGUCCGUUCUGCUAAGAGGCGCAGCGAGCACUGCUUUGUAGGUUACUGUGGAGGGCUGUACAUUAAGGGGGAUAAAGCAAUAAACUUAAAAAACGGUGUCCUUUC
Messenger RNA from Chinchilla lanigera (long-tailed chinchilla), 1210 nucleotides. It is a transcript of the gene Psmg1, whose product is annotated as proteasome (prosome, macropain) assembly chaperone 1. The transcript is spliced from 8 exons. The record is from RefSeq and is a predicted model, not a curated record. Gene Ontology annotation, biological process: proteasome core complex assembly. Gene Ontology annotation, molecular function: proteasome binding. The coding region runs from base 59 to 1075 and encodes 338 amino acids. Gene Ontology annotation, cellular component: endoplasmic reticulum. NCBI's taxonomy places the organism in Eukaryota, Metazoa, Chordata, Mammalia, Rodentia, Chinchillidae.